AUGGCUGAAAGCGUGCUAAAUCGACUGUUCGUUGUCACACAACGGCGAACCAUUGCCCUAUCACAUACUGUGGUUUGGCAUUGUAGUGGUACACAUGUUCCGUCUCUUGCAAAACGACUACAGGACGCAGGAAUCCCAUCGUACUUUUAUGAAGAUCGCUCGAAGUUUUUGCGCCCGUUCACUAUCAUUCGUGCACUUCAUUCUUUCGAAGUGACACACGAUUUCGAUGCAGGAACCGCAAACCUUCAUAAGGCCUGUGAGGCAUUCGAGCACGGAUACGCAGCCACUCCAUAUGACUUUGCAGAUCCCGAAAAUUUCAAAAAUGUUCUCAAAGAGGGUGGAGUGAAUAUUGUAGCUGUGCCAGGAAGGAGGAGCUCAAGUUCCAAGCUUCCCAAUCUCCAAGAUUGCUCUAGAGACCCAAAUUACAUGGAUCGGAGAAACCAGUUCGUUUUUGACCUGAAAGACAAAUACGGGAAAACUAUAGAAAAGAAGCGUGUUACUUCGAAAAUGGCGAAACGAUUGUGUGGUAUGGUACCAACAGUGCCAACACUCUACACAUUUGGUGAAGACGCACAAAAUCCCAUCAACGGCGGACACAGUGUCACUUCAACACAUAGGCUGAUGUCGCUUUGUCAAGUAUUCAAGAUCGCAUUUCCCACUCUAUCUAAACUUGCUGCCGGCAUUAAAACUGCUAAAAACGCCAGCUUCUGGGCAAUGGGAUUUCCAGACAGAACGUGUGCUGAUAUGCCGCGUGUAGCACUCGCAUACACACAAAAUGGCCUCGUUGAUGUCCCUAACAACGCUCGUCUCUUCACAGUCUGCACAUUUGGUACUCCCCCAGACGUCAGCCCAGAUGAUGGGAGCGAGAAAUGCCACGCUGAUGCUAAGUUUGUGAACGGCAAGUGUCGCUGCUUGGACGAGAAAAAAGAUAUCCGCAACACGAAGGCCUUCGUCAGAAGGAGUGAGGAUAAACUACACGCCGAG
Messenger RNA from Ostertagia ostertagi, 984 nucleotides. Lineage: Eukaryota; Metazoa; Nematoda; Chromadorea; Rhabditida; Trichostrongylidae. The record is from the annotation of a GenBank genome assembly.